AUGACGACGACCGCGCCGGCGGGCUUUGAGUUCCCCGAGCACUACCACUUCCCGCCCUUCUUUACGCUGCAGCCGAUCCGGUCGACGCGGGAGAAGCAGCUCAUCCUCUGGAAGACGCUGGUCGUCGAGUACCACCGCGCGCUGCAGCAGCCCAUCUUUACACCUAACACGACGCCGAUCUUCGAGAACACGACCAUCAACCGUAAGCUCUCGAUGGAAGCACGCCAUGCGGUCGUAAGCUACAUCGUGCGCUGCGGCAACGGCGAGUGGGAGGACGACACGCACACGCGCUGCCGCAUCUUUUGGAAGUCGCCCGCCGAGUGGGCCGCCGAGAUCUACGCCUUUGCCCAAGACAAUGGCAUGCUCAACAACGUCUACACGCUCUACGAGCUGCACGCAGGCGACGAGACUGAAGGCGCCAGUUUUUAUGGCAUUGAAAUGUGGUUGCUCCGCAAAGCUCUGGAAGUGCUCGAGCACGAAGCCAAGGCGGCCAUCAUUCACGGGGAUACGCCCGAGAACGACGGCGUCAAGUUCCUCGCCACCGCCUAG
Molecule: messenger RNA, 549 nt
Organism: Saprolegnia diclina VS20
Lineage: Eukaryota; Oomycota; Saprolegniomycetes; Saprolegniales; Saprolegniaceae
Exons: 6
Coding region: 1-549 (182 amino acids)
Biological process (GO): protein transport to vacuole involved in ubiquitin-dependent protein catabolic process via the multivesicular body sorting pathway
Cellular component (GO): ESCRT II complex
Molecular function (GO): structural molecule activity; protein homodimerization activity
Source: RefSeq, a predicted model, not a curated record